AUGGCUAGUCCUAGUGCUCACAACAUCAACGGGUGGCAUUGGUCUGAGAAGGAUUUUACUGAUUGGGCUAUUACAGAGAUAAAGAAGCGACUCACGUUCCAGCACACGUUGAGUGGGACAGAAGUCAUUGAUGUGUCUGUUACGGAGGCGAAAGGUGAGGCCUUCAAGAAUGUGCGCAAGGGGAAGCUGAGAUCUUCCUAUGACUUCAAGAUUAAGAUGAAUGUGACCUACAAGGCUGCAGACAAAGAUCCCCUGGAGGGAACUGCUGUCCUCGAGCCGUUUUGUGACACGGAGCCAGAAGAUUGGGAGUUCACCUUCAAAGUAACAGAUCCAGCCAAAUACGCACCUGACCUUGUCGGGGAAGCUAAGAAGGCUAUUACAAGUGCUCCCUUCUUGGAGCGUAUGAAAGAGUGGUGCAAAGUGUACGAGGAGAUUGUGGAGUAA
This is a messenger RNA of Giardia duodenalis, 444 nucleotides long. Its product is annotated as Activator of Hsp90 ATPase. Gene Ontology annotation, cellular component: cytosol. Gene Ontology annotation, biological process: positive regulation of ATP-dependent activity; protein folding. Gene Ontology annotation, molecular function: ATPase activator activity; protein-folding chaperone binding. Lineage: Eukaryota; Fornicata; Diplomonadida; Hexamitidae. The coding region runs from base 1 to 444 and encodes 147 amino acids. The record is from RefSeq and is a predicted model, not a curated record. The transcript has a single exon.